This is a messenger RNA of Canis lupus familiaris (dog), 5548 nucleotides long. RefSeq names its product sprouty related EVH1 domain containing 3 (gene SPRED3). The record is from RefSeq and is a predicted model, not a curated record. Gene Ontology annotation, biological process: negative regulation of MAPK cascade; multicellular organism development. Gene Ontology annotation, molecular function: protein kinase binding. Bases 553 to 1842 code for a protein of 429 amino acids. Gene Ontology annotation, cellular component: membrane. The transcript is spliced from 6 exons. Lineage: Eukaryota; Metazoa; Chordata; Mammalia; Carnivora; Canidae.
UCCCUCGGCUGGGACCUGAGGGAGCAGGCUUGAUUUUUGUGAAUGAAAUGCGCUCUGGUUGUGUCUCGGUCGCCCGUUUCUGGCUUCUUCUGCCUCCAUCUCCCUUUCGGCCUCUCUCUGGCCAUUUCUGGUUCUCUCCCUGCUCCCUGCCCAUCUCCCGUUGCUGGGUGACUCAGUGAGCUUUGCAUCCGGUCUCAUUCAUAAAUCCGGGAAGGGGUGGGGGGAAGAGAGCCUGGGUUUCUCACCCAGCCAGUGGCCUGGGCGGCAGAGUGUGGAGGCAGUGUAGGGGGGAUCUGGAGCUGAGUUGAUGGGCUCUAAGAAAAUACAUAUGCGCAGGCACCCAGCUGUGAGGGGGAACGAUGGGUGGGGCUGUGGGAAUGUGCUGAGGGAAGGGAAGGAGACUGGGUUGGUAGGGGAAGAGCCGGAGGGGGAAGGGAAGUGGAAAACCGAGGCUGUGGGGGUCAGGAUGGGAAUGAUGGGGAAAGAGACGAAGGUGGGUAUGGAGAGGAGAGGUAGAUGUGGAGAAGGUAGGCACGGGAGAAAAGAGGUGGCAUGAGGAAGAAAGAAGCCAUGCUGGAAGAAGGUGGGCAUGAGGGAGCAGGCAGGUACAUGGUUCAGGUCCGAGCCGUGGUGAUGGCCCGAGAUGACUCCAGUGGGGGCUGGCUGCCUGUGGGGGGCGGGGGCCUCAGCCAGGUGAGCGUUUGUCGGGUCCGAGGGGCCAGGCCCGAGGGGGGGGCCCGCCAGGGGCACUACGUCAUCCACGGGGAGCGCCUUCGGGACCAGAAAACCACCUUGGAGUGUACCCUGAGGCCAGGCUUGGUUUACAACAAAGUGAACCCCAUUUUUCAUCACUGGAGCCUGGGUGACUGCAAGUUUGGACUGACGUUCCAGAGCCCUGCAGAGGCUGAUGAGUUCCAGAAGAGCCUGCUGGCCGCACUGGCUGCGCUGGGGCGAGGCUCGCUUACGCCCUCUUCCUCCUCCUCUUCCUCCUCCCCUUCCCAGGACACUGCAGAGACUCCCUGCCCUCUGACGUCCCACGUGGACAGCGAGUCCUCCUCCAGUCACAGCCGCCAGGAGACGCCUCCCACCACCGCGGCGGCCACUAUCAUCACCGUGGAGUCCGCUUCUGGCUUCGGGCCGGCUACGUCCCCCCAGCGCCGCCGCUCCUCCGCGCAGAGCUACCCUCCGCUCCUACCGUUCACGGGGAUUCCGGAGCCCUCAGAGCCCCUGGCCGGGGCAGGGGGCCCGGGCUGGGGCGGCCGUGGCUAUGAGGAUUACCGGCGCGCCGGGCCGCCCGCGCCCCUCGCCCUGUCCACCUGCGUCGUGCGCUUCGCCAAGACCGGCGCGUUGAGGGGCGCAGCGCUGGGGCCCCCCGCCGCGCUACCCGCCCCUCUCGCCGAGGCUGCGCCCCCAGCGCCCCCCGCUCGCCCACCCCCGGGCCCCGGGCCUGCCCCUGCGCCCGCCAAGGCCUCCCCCGAGGCGGAGGAGGCGGCGCGCUGCGUGCACUGCCGGGCGCUCUUCCGCCGCCGGGCCGACGGGCGCGGGGGCCGCUGCGCCGAGGCCCCGGACCCGGGUCGCCUGCUGGUGCGCCGGCUCAGCUGCCUGUGGUGCGCCGAGAGCUUGCUCUACCACUGCCUGUCGGACGCCGAGGGCGACUUCUCGGACCCGUGCGCCUGCGAGCCGGGCCACCCGCGCCCCGCCGCGCGCUGGGCCGCGCUGGCCGCGCUCUCCCUGGCCGUGCCCUGCCUCUGCUGCUAUGCGCCCCUGCGCGCCUGCCACUGGGUCGCGGCGCGGUGCGGCUGCGCAGGCUGCGGGGGGCGCCACGAGGAGGCGGCGCGGUGAGGACUGCCUGGUGGGUCCGGUAGCUGCACCGAGGACCCCAAAUUGAGGGCCCAGGACCCUGGACUCCGCUCGGACCCCCAAACCCAAACCUAGGCACACCCGGAACUUGGAGCUUGAGUUUGGAUUGAGAGACCCCAGACCUGGAACCUGGACCCCAAAUCUAGGACUGAGAGAACCCAGACCCAGCUUCAUUGGGAUGUCUGUCCAAGAGGUUCCAGGCAUCCUGAGUUCUGGCAUCCCCAUCCUGCCACCACCCCCUCCCUGACCUAGACUAAGGAGACUCCAGGCAUCCCCAGACUCUUCACCUCAGGCAGGCCGGGGAGCACAUGUAUCCCUGAGAGUCACAGGGCCGGGCCCCCCGACUCCCUGUUCAAAUAACCAACCCAGACCCGGUCAUGCCUGACACCAUGAACCCUCAGACUACAGUUCCGGAGUUAGUCAGGAGUUGCCAAUACCUGACCCUGCCUGCAUACAAUUAUUCCUGCAUACAAUUAGAUCUUGAGACCAUAGAACCCAGAUUCACCCCAAAUGGUCCCUGAAUGCUCACCUAAAACUUGGGGCACCCAUAUCUGCGGUAUUCUUGUAGCCCCCAGGACCCUGAGGCACCAAACCCUCUUGAGAUGCCCUGAGUCCUUAGGUAUGCCCAAACAGAUGUCCUCUGACCAAAAUGACUUGGGAGACCCAUCUCAGAGCCUCCAUCUAUGCCCCAACCAAACUCUAGAUGUCACACUCCCAAGAUGCUCUGGGAGCCAAGGAGUGUAGACCCACCCACCCCAGACCAGUGUUCCCAGAACUUUGGAUCUCACAUAUAGGACUCUGAGGUGCCUAGUACUCCCAGAUGUAGUACCGAAGGCCACCAAUAUAUUAGGGCCCAAGACACUGGUCUCAAGUCCUCAGAUAACCCUCUUUCAAAACCCCUUAGACUUGGGAUUUCAAGCCCCAGAAUGGCCUGGAAUCUUUGGCUGCUUUGUACCCAUAGAUCCCCAAUCCCCUAUAAAAGCUGGAAGCCCAGCUCCCAGGUGAUGGGAUGUUCAUGGCAACCCAGACCUCUCACCCCACGGCCCCCAGCUCCUGAAUGACCCGGAAGUACUUUGGGAGUACCAGUUCCAAGACCCCAAGGUGCCAUCGGUCCCUCAAAUUCAGGGCUUAAGCCUAUACAACAUUGGGAUUGUCCCUGACUCAAGACCUUGGCCCCUCCAUACAAGAUGGAACUGAGGUGCUCCAGGACCAUAGCACCUUCAGAUCCCAGAUUCUUUGGACUUAAAUCUCUUAAGGCUGAUAUUCCCGGAGACUUGCUGCCCUUGAAUCCUACUGGCCAUAAGCCCCUGAAACCCCAAGGUCCCAGACCUCUGAAUUCAAGCCCCAGCCCAAGCCCCCAGCAUCUCACAAAAUUACUCGGGUUUUUUACUCGGGUACAAAAACAAACAAACAUCAUUUUGAGCUCAUGUUUCUGGAUUCCAGGACUACCCCAGAUCUCCCCCAUUCCCAUUUCUAGGACCUGGCACUGUCCUAGAUGAUUGUGCAGGCUGUUUACUAAGCAAAGACACACAGUCAAGGUGGGGGUGUGGCUGGAAUUCACACCGCACUCUGCUGGCUGCACUGUGCACGGAGUCACUUUUUAGGCUAGCUGUGGCUCUACACACACACACACACACACACACACACACACACACGCCCCUCUUGCACUCUGCCCCAAGCCCUUAAGCCCCAGCCUCCUAGUCCAAGCUUUUUAUGUUCGGCCCUGUUAACCCCUUCCCUUCCAUCUCAGAGUUGGGGGUUUGAAAGCCGGUUUCAUGGCCCUCUGUGAUGCCACAGUCUCUUUUCCCUGAAUGGAAGGGGACUUUCAGGGUACCUCAGAUCUGAUGGCCUGAAGUGGAGGAUCAAUGUCUUGGAGAAAGACAAUCUCAAUGCUGUAUGGGCUUGGGACCUGCACGUGGUCCCAAGCAUCUGGAAAUGUGCACUUACCUUUCUUCAUUACCCAGACUUGGAUGGCCUUGUAGGGGUUCAAGGGAUAGGUCAAGGGGGUCAGAGGGCUAGAUCCUUCUGUCACUUCCUUUAAAUUAUUAACUAUUUAUUACAUCCGGAACCUGUGAGAUUCCGCUCUCCCAACCAGACCCUGGGAUGGGUGAGAGAAAAGGGGGAUGUCCCUCCCAUCCCCACUCUGCCCAGCUCUCGUCACUGUCAGACCCACCAGAGCUGAGGGCGGAGGGACCAGGGGGCUGGGGCAGCCUGGGUCCCCAUCCCCCUCUCUGUGCCUCGGUCUCCUCCCUUCCGUGGUGGGCGGGGGGAAGCUCCAUUCUUAACCUACCUCGUUUUGGGGAGGGGUGGGACGGGGACCAGAGUGCUGUAAGGUGCUGUGGGAUCUGCGGAUGAAGCGGUGGGAGCUGGGGAAGGUUCCCCCGGCCCCCACCUCCCAGCACCGCCUCUCCCAGGUCCCCCAGUCCUGCUCCCUGCUGAUACCCACCUCUGAUCCAUGAUUACUCUUCAUCACCCCCAAAUCAGGGGUGCAUGGAGGGCUGACCCUGGGAGCCAGGAAGACCUCAGACCCUGGAGCCCCCAGGCCCAAUUUCCCAGCUGCUUGCCCCUCAGAUUGGAUGCUUGGCCCCCAGACUUGGGGGAGGCACCCCGAUAUUUAUCUUCCUGAUCUUGAUUCCAAGCCAGUCUGUGACCUCAAUAUUGUUAUCGUCAGUGCAGGCUGCCGUGGCGGGGGAGGAUGGGGGCCAAAGACCCAGCCUUGUCAUUGGGGAGGGGGCAUGAGAUAUUCGCUCCAAGAAAUGUCUGUGACAAAGUCUCAGCCUGUGUCCUUUAUUCACAUUGGUGCUCCCCAUCCCCUCACCUUUCUGAAUCAGCAGAACAGUCUGCUACCCAAUUCGUCCUUUCUCCUUCAGAUCCUUUAGUCCCAAGCAGACCCUCCAGCUGAGUUUUAUACAUUCAGUCACUCAAGUACACUUACUGAACACCCAUUAUAUGCCAGCCCCGUUUCUCAGCACCCAGGAUAAAGCAGUGAACAGAGCAGACAAAAAUCCUUUCCCACGAACAGCUUAUGAACUUUAUAGGGAAGGAGAUAAUAAAGGACACGUUAGAAAGGAUAUGUACUAUAGGGAAAAGCUGAGUGGAGAUGUGGGAUAGUCAUUUUUAGCUAGGGUCUCCAGGAGGCCUCAUUGAGCAGCUGGCAUUCGAGUAAAGCCUUAAAUGAGGCGAGGGGGUCCAUGGAUGUCUGCGGGAGGAACAUUCUAGGUAAAGGGGAACCGUCCAGGCAAGGCCCUGAGGGAGAAGCAUGUCUAGGUAAUUCUGAGGGACCUCAAGGGUGUGAAUGUCUGGAGAAGAGGAAGCCAGGAGGAGGAUACUGAGGGCAGAGAGGUGACAGGGCAGAUCUGUGGGUCCUUGCAAACCAUUGCAUGGAUUUUAGUGGUCAUCCUGAGUGAGGUGGAGAUACGGGACAGCUCCAUGCGUGGGAGGGCUGUGACCUGACUCAGGCGGUUUACCCAUUCCCUCUGGUUGCCUGUGGGGAAGAGACAUGGGGACGGGUGAGUAGGGAGCAGGGAGGAGGCUGCUGUGAUGGUCCAGGAGGAGACAAGGGCACAUGAGAUCAGGGUGAGAACAGUGGAGGCAGAGAGAAGUGGGCAAGACAAUGGAUCUAUUUUGAAGAUAGAAUCCACAUAAUUAAAUAAAGACUUUGCAAAAAAAAAAAAAAAAGAAUCAAGGC